GAAAUCAUUGUUGUCAACGCGUUGUUAUGGAGCUGCUAUGCUGGAGACGUGUUUAAAUCACAAAAGACCCCAAAGUUUUGUCUGUUUCACCCUCUGUUUGGUAAACGUGCUUUUAACGAAGCAUUAACUUUUUUAAAAAAUGUUAUCGACAGACCGAUUGGACGUUUUGCGAGAGCGUAACAGAGAUUUAUUGAUCCAGUUGGCGCAGCAGACAAAGAAGCUGGAGCGUCCGGGCGGCUGCUGCAGUCAGAGCCGCAAGAGGGAGAGAGAGGACGAGGCUAAGGAGGUGUUGACCCUGACUAACGGAGACCCCGGUACUGUCAGGGCCGCCCUAGCCAAAUCCACCGUGAGGUUUGCGGAUCCACGUGGGAGACAAACAGGCUUCCAGGCAACUAUUUCAACACCAUCUUUGACAUUCAAACACAGAGGAGGAACUGCUGAACAUACAGCAGAGUAUUCGUCACACAGAGACUGCAGCGGACAAACCCGAGUCCACUGUGUCAGGCUACAAGACACAAGGCCAUUCAGCACAAAGUCCUGCCUAGUAAAUCACAGCAAAGAACAGAGAGAGGCGUCGAGUCGAGUAACAUUUCAGUCUGAUGAAUGUGAAGAGAUACCUGCCUCAGACAGACAUCAUUUGCAGCCUUUACUUGGAUAUGACUGGAUAGCAGGAGUCCUGGAUGUGGAAGACUCCUUGAUAGAGCGCUCUGACGAGUUCUUCAAUGAUCUGUGCACGUUUCGAUCACUCAAUAAAGACGAAUGUGUCCACAGCCCACAAGCAGAAUUUUCUGAGGAGAAUCAUUCAGUCUUGCCGUUGUUAAAAGACAAGGAUAGCCCAGAGGCUAACACGGACACUCAUCAGUGUACGUUCUCUUACAGGAUUAACAGCAGACUGUUCCCAGUCCCGCUUCACUCUGAGGAGUGCUGUCCUGUGUGCAAAAAACAUAAAUCCUCCCACCUUCACACUACAGCUGACCCAGCUCUCAUCAGGGUUAGCAUCCCUCGCUCCACCCUCUUGCCACCUUACAGGUACAAAGCUCACCGGCGAUGCAGCUUUGAUCCUUCUGAUAGUUUGGGGUUACCAUCGCACUGUCUGUCAGGGUGGUCGAACACAGUUCAGAGCACCCUGUCGCCACCCACCAGCCUUGAUCUGCGGAGCAGUCUGAAUAUGAAAAACAAGGACCUGGAGGAUCUCUCUGCACCCAAAGUGUCCAGAAACCAGCACCCUGACCAGAUCCCAGAUGUGUCUCGUUUGGCUCGUCACAACUUUCAACACUCCUCACUCAGAAGAAAACUGAGAAGCACAUCUCACCCUGUGUGCUGACAAAGCAUCUUCUAUUUCUAGAUUAUUGCAACAGAAACACUGUGUAGCACCACCCAAAAAAUAAUUUUUUUGUUCAUGUUUUAA
Messenger RNA from Thunnus maccoyii (southern bluefin tuna), 1408 nucleotides. RefSeq names its product migration and invasion inhibitory protein (gene miip). The coding region runs from base 140 to 1324 and encodes 394 amino acids. Gene Ontology annotation, biological process: negative regulation of cell migration; negative regulation of G2/M transition of mitotic cell cycle. The record is from RefSeq and is a predicted model, not a curated record. Lineage: Eukaryota; Metazoa; Chordata; Actinopteri; Scombriformes; Scombridae. The transcript has 9 exons.